Messenger RNA from Notodromas monacha, 1240 nucleotides. The record is from the annotation of a GenBank genome assembly. NCBI's taxonomy places the organism in Eukaryota, Metazoa, Arthropoda, Ostracoda, Podocopida, Cyprididae.
AUGUAUCGUCCGGGGUCUUUCCGCAACAUGCUGGAAAGCAUUCUGCAAACAUCUGACGAGCGAUCUCGUGGAGGCGACACUUGCGAACAUAAUCCAUUGAGUCUGGAUUUUGAAGUUGAUCGCGGUUAUAGCCAGAUGUCGCUUCUCAACGACCAGGAACUUGUUGCCCACGACGAUGGGUAUGAUUCGUUCCGGUUUGAGGGACACAAACCGGAUUUCAGUCCGAUGCUGGAAGGCGAAAAUGAGUGGAUGGACCUUGUUGCGUCGGGUCCAGGCAGCGGUGGAGUCGCGAUCGACAACAAGAUCGAACAAGCCAUGGACCUGGUGAAGAGCCAUUUGAUGUUCGCGGUGCGAGAAGAGGUGGAGCUGCUGAAGGAGACCAUAACUGAGUUGAAGGAGCGCAUUUCGGACCUGGAGUACGAGAACGGGAUCCUGCGGGCCCACGCGAACUCGGACACGCUGGCCCUGGUGCAGUCGGCGAAGGCGGCCGCCGUGAUCCGUGCCACCCCGACGGCGGUCAACUCGUCGUCAUCGUCGACGUCUUGUGCGACGACGGUGCCGACGACCACGACGGUGGCGGCGUCGUCGUCGGCAACCUCGUCGACUGCCACGACUUCCACGCCAGUGGCCAUGUCGACGACGGCGACAGUGCUGGCGGACGUGCCGAGCCAGCAGUUGUCGGUGGCGGCCGUCGCGGCGGCGGCUGCUGCUGCACAGGCCGCCGCCGCCAUCUCCCAGUGACUCCUCUUCUCUCUCUCUCCCCCUCUCCCUCUUGGCUUCAACUUCCGUCUCCCUCUCUGUUCGUUCGUUCUUUCGCUUGUUCCUUCCGCUGCGAUUUUGCUUUCAUUUUGGUUUUUGUUCUUUCACCCCGGGGGAAAAAGAACUGUCGGUGCUUGUCCCAUUCCAAACAGGGUUAUUUUCCACUGGAUUGGCAAUGAAUAUCGCUCAACAAUCAAAUUCUGCAGGAACCAUGACAUUUAGUUGAUCUGAACCUUCUCAGAAACUGCAAUAAAAUAUUCAUCUUCUGCUUUGUUGUUGUAAAAGAAGGCAGUACUGUAGUAAUAAAAAUGAAAAUAAUAUUACCCUGUGCGAAUUGGCAACCCAGCACUGAUAACGCCUCAAGAUUGUUUCAAGCCUCUGAAGAAAGAUGAUGCUUUGAACGUGUUGCUUGUGGAAUGGAGACAAAAGAAAAAGAGAAGGUGUUGCGGGCGUAUCCGUCGACGAAUUUUCGACCCCUGUG